AUGUCAUCUUCUAGUCUUUCUCUUCGUAAUAAUAAUCUGAAUGAUAAUAAUGAUGAUGAAGAUUUCGUCGUUCAACCAGAAUCGAGCAAAAAACGAACAAGUUCACUAUCGUGUACUAGACAAUCAAAGAAACAUUGUUUAGAUGAAAAACCAAAGCCAUUAAUUCAUCGUAGUCAAACAGAUACAACUUUAUUAUCAUUACCAACUAAAACUCGUCAAACAUCAUUAUCAAUCAUUGUUUCAAACAGAAAUGAGGGCGGUAAUUCACAAUGGAAAUUAUCAACACAAUCAACAGAUGAAAAUAAGCAAACACCAAAAAAAGAAAAGAAGGUAUUUCCUAGCAUAAAAAGUAGAACAAUGUUAAAAGGGACUAGUACAAAAUCGAAACGUUCUUUAACGACAGCAGUGAUAUCAAAGUCUCAAUCAACAUUAAUUAAAAGUGAAUCUCUUGAUACAUCAUCUCUAUCAUCAGUCUCAUUAUGUAACACAUCUGACUCGACGACAAUUGUAGAACUAGAUGAUAAUUUUACAGUAGCUGAAGAUGAUCUCUUUUCGCAAUGGGAACCAGCCAAAUCAUCAAUAGAUUCAAAUGAUAGUCAAACAAAAUGUAGUGGAACAAGUGUACCACAAACAACCACAAUUUCUGUUAAUAUUGCUGAAAGUCGUUCAGUAUGGAAACAAAUAUUUUCAAAAAAACCAGUGGAAACGAACGAUGUGAAAGAAAUGAUGAAUGAAUUGAAAGAACAAUGGUCACAAAUGGAUAAGACUGUUCAAUCAAAUAAUCGAUUUUUUCCAUCUUCAACGACAAAAUUACCGGGACAAAAACGUGUUUGUCCAUUUUAUAAAAAAAUACCUGGCACAUCAUUUUCUGUUGAUGCAUUUAAUUUUGGUAUUAUCGAGGGUAUUCAAGCCUAUUUUUUGAGUCAUUUUCAUUCGGAUCAUUAUGGUGGAUUAAAUAAAAAAUUUUCAAAUUUAUUAUACUCAAAUCAGAUUACAUGUAAUUUAACAAUGAGUCAAUUGGGUAUAAAAAAGGAAUGUAUUCGUGUACUACCUAUGGAUACGUUUACGCCUGUUAAUGGAAUUGAAGUGGCUUUAAUUGAUGCAAAUCAUUGUCCAGGAUCCAAUAUGUUUUUAUAUCGUUUCCCAGACGGUAAACAAAUAUUACAUACAGGUGAUUUUCGUGCAUGUAAAACACUUGAAAAUCAUCCACUUUUACAACCAAAACAAAUCGACACAAUCUAUUUGGAUACAACAUAUUGUGAUCAAACUUACCGGUUUCCACCUCAAGAUGAGAUAAUUAAUAAAUGUGUCGAAUUAGUUUUAAAUUCGUUAGAGGAAAAUCCCAAAACAUUGAUAAUAGUUGGAACAUAUCUUAUUGGAAAAGAAAGAAUAUUUCAUGCCAUUGCAACAGCACUCGAUUGUAAAAUUUAUGUUGAACCUCGUAAAUAUCGUAUACUAAAUCUAUUAGAAAUACCCGAUUUAUCUCGUCGAUUGACAACAAAUCCAAAUGAAUCUAAUUUACAUAUUGUUGGAAUGGGAAGCAUCAAUUAUAAAACACUACGAUCAUAUCUGGACAAUAAUUCGAGACAAUAUGAGAAAAUAAUUGGUAUCAAACCAACAGGCUGGACAACACCAAAAAGUGGCUCAAACUAUUCGAUUGAAACAAAAACAAAAGAUGUCGUUAUCUAUGGUAAGUAAGAGCAUAGUUAAUGUCAAAAUUACAGGCGAUACAUAUUACCAAAUGUUGACUAGAUUGAAUUUGAGAUAUUGUAUUUGUUCAAGUGUUAGAAAUUUCCAAAAUUGUAAUAGCUAUGGCUUUUAAAUUCAUAUUUAUUUAAUUAAAAUUAAACACAAAAUAUUCAAAUUAAGAAAUUAAAAAAAAGGUCGACAUGUCAAAAAUUAUAGUUUUCAUUCUCAAGACAGUAAAACGUUUUACACGAUGUAAAGUUAAAAUGAGUGUGAAUGUAGAAAUGAAGAGAGAGCGAAAGAGACGCCUAUUCAUUUUUCUAGAUCUUACAGCAUACACGAGACAACAAGCGUGAAAAUACCUUGAGAUGUUAUUAUAUUAUGUUGUUAAAAUGAAGAAUUAUUCUCCUUGUAACAAUUUUUUUGAUCGAAUAAUUGAUGAAAACCAAUGAUAUUAAAAAAAAAUUGAUAAUACUUUACCUAUAAAACGUCUACAUACAACUUCUGCCUCUAAUUUAUUUUCUAAUACUUCUUCUCAAAUAAUAACUGUAAGUGUUUCUCAAAGAAAAUCAAAAAAUGUUAAAAACCGUUUUUCAUCAUACCAAGAUGAUUCUAAAUUACGGUGUUCUUCUCGACUUGCUAAUAAAAGGGCUAUGGCAAAUAAACAAGACGAUGACGACACAGCUCAAGAUCAAGACCGGAUAAGGUGGCGAAGCCGGGGGGGGGAA
Didymodactylos carnosus is the source of this 2414-nucleotide messenger RNA. NCBI's taxonomy places the organism in Eukaryota, Metazoa, Rotifera, Eurotatoria, Philodinida, Philodinidae. The record is from the annotation of a GenBank genome assembly.